AUGGGAUAUGCAGACGUUCUUCCUUCUACAACACCAAGAUAUGAGUUUAAGGGAAUUCAGCAUUGUCUGCAGAUUGUGGAGGGACCAGAUGGGGAAGAUGAGCAAGAUGAAUGUAACCCAUAUGUUAUUUUUACUAUUGAUGAGCGUUCCUUCCUUGAUUGUUUUCUGAGCUCCGGAGAAAGUUCCCUCAGAAAGGCCUGGGAAGCUUACGACCCUUCUACUAACGAGCUUCUCAUCAAAGUGGCGGAGUCCCCAGGUCAUGCAGAAGGAGCCGGUGUUUUCAUAGAAUUAUUCGGAGCAUGGAUAAGACCAAGCGAUCCAAACUACCCGCUUGUCAACUCAACAACAAGAACAUUUCGCGGUCAUUCAAACAGGGAGAAAAAAGCUGUCUGUUCAUGGGUGCCGAAACAUUCGGGGCUCGACGGCGAUUGGCCGACUAUCGCCGUCGAGGUCGCAUACUCAGAGCCCCCGGCGAAGAUGAUAGGAGACGUUGGUUUCUGGUUGAAUGAUUGUUAUGGGCGUGUCAACUAUGUGGUUACAAUCAACAUCCAGAGGCGCGGAAGGAAGGUAUGCAUACAACAAUGGGAGAUGCGAAACGGCACCCCAUUCCCUGUGCAAAAGAUGGAGAUCACGAAAACACCAGCACCCAACUGCGAGAGGAUCCAGGGGGCGAUACGACUCUCCUUUGAGGACAUCCAUCUCAGGCCGAGAGGGCAAAAUGACACUGAUUUUACGAUCAGUCAUGACGAUAUUGAGUAUCUUGCAGCGCAAGUCUGGGAUGAACAGGACAAGGAGGAACAGCGCGCAGCUAGACGCGCAGCUAGACGCGCAGCUAGACGCGCAUCUAGAUAA
Molecule: messenger RNA, 852 nt
Organism: Penicillium verrucosum
Lineage: Eukaryota; Fungi; Ascomycota; Eurotiomycetes; Eurotiales; Aspergillaceae
Exons: 1
Coding region: 1-852 (283 amino acids)
Source: RefSeq, a predicted model, not a curated record